AUGGAUUCAGAACACGAUUCCAACAUUGUCUCGGGGGAUCACGAAGACCAGCCUCCUGUAAACAAGAAAAUGAAAAAAACACCUGUUCCCCGGAAACCUGCAUGUCAACCCUGUCGUCGACGCAAGGUUCGUUGUGACAACAGUCAGCCAGCCUGUGGCUUCUGCUCUGCGAACGGAACUGAAUGUGUCUACCCAACCCGCGGAGAUGAUGGAACCAAGCAAGAUCUUGGAAAGGUCUUGGAGCGAUUAGACACUCUGUCGCAAACAGUCGAGAACAUUCAGCAUUUUCUCACCUCUCAACAUCACCCUCAGCCAACGGCUCAGCCACACGAGGAGCCCGAAUCUCGGUCUGUGAGCAUUCCCGUCAGAGCGGCAGACUGGCAGAGGGAUUACUUGCAGAUUCCAGCCUCUCGGUGCAGCGCGGAUACGGUCCUCACAUGGCCUAUCUUCGGUGGGAGGUUUCGGGAAAGCUUUUUGAUCACCACUUUGUUCCAGUAUACCCAUGGGGUCGCCGGGGACCGAGCAGCUGACGCAUGGGCUGUUCCCGAUGGCCUCCGAUUCACACCUGAUGAUCAGAUUCCGACUCUGGUUGAUCAAUUCAUCCAGAAUGUUCACACCAAGAACCCGAUCUUAGACCUAGAGUCACUCAUUCGCUCGGGAAGGCAUGCCGCGGAAGUCGGUUUACAAUGGGAUGCGCAAUCUUGCCUCGUGCUCUUGGCUUGUGCUUUGGGUUGCAUCUCGCAACCCUUCACUUUGUCUACUCAGGGCCACCAAAAUGGCAGCCCUUUCCCUGAUCUGUCAGAGCAGAAUGUGGACAAUCGCAAAUCUACCUCAGCUACUCAACUGGGUGAAGGCGAGGCGUUUUUCACUUUGGCGUGCAGACGAAUUGGUCUCUUGCGAUACUCAGUGAUCGGUGCACAGUGUCACUUCUUUGCUGGAGCUUGGAACCAUUUUUACCAAGCAUCUACGUUCUACCGCCUACGCCUGAGACUCAUCGACGGUCUCGAUAAGUCGGCCUAUGAGCAUGAAGCUGAACAGCAGGAGGCAUCCGUGGCUCGCCGCCUGGAGCAAAGCCUUUAUUGGUCAUGUUUCAAAUCUGAAGUCGAAAUCCGUGUCGAGUUACCAUUGCCGCAAUCCGCCAUCGCGGAAUAUGAGUACCCGGCGCUGUUCCCCACACCUCCAACCUUGCCAGACAAGUACCCGAAUGGCGAAGAUGAUCCCUCUGGUGGGACCAGCUCUGGCACAGCUCCAUGGUCGCUGGACGGGGAACGCUCCAAUAUUCCUCCCAGAGGAAUAUACAAUCACAUCACGAAUCUGUUCGAUGAACAACAGAGCUGGUACUAUUAUCUAACAGAAGUGGCCCUCAGACGCAUCGGAAAUCGAGUUUUGAACGCUUUCUAUCGUGAAGAGCCAUCAGCAUGGUCAAACAUCAAACCUUUCAUUGCAAUAGCCUUCGAAUUUGAGUCUCAAAUCAAUUCCUGGCUUGCAAAUCUUCCCCCGACAAUGCGGUUCUACGAAUCCGACGUGAGGUUCGGGGGUGCAAGACGAGGAAGCGCGACGGACCUCGGCGAAUCCAUCUCGCUUGAGCUUAGCUGGGCAGUGAGCAACAGAUUCCUUGAGAUCCGUCUCUGGCUCUACCAGCCAUUCUUGUACUUUGCCGUGCACCGAAUGAGCACAAAUACAGGAAGCUCUUCACUGACCAAUGACGAGUUCAACCUUGUGCAAGGCUUCGUGGAUUCCGGGCUGAACUGCUGUAUGAAGAUUCUCCAAGCCCGAUGCCUACGGCACCGCCACCAUGGCAUUUGGUUUGACUUGCGAGCUGUGGUCACGGCAUCUUUGGUAUUUAUCGCGUUGGCGCGGAGUGGGAAUCUCAGCCUUCCAAACAUUCACCCAGAUGGGUUGCGAAGCCACUUGGCUCCAACGCUUGACGCUUUACACUACUGGGAGGAUGAAGCUCCUGACAUCAAGAAAGCGCGAGAAACCUUGUACGAUUUACUCCGUGAGUUUGACUAG
Messenger RNA from Penicillium olsonii, 2013 nucleotides. The record is from the annotation of a GenBank genome assembly. NCBI's taxonomy places the organism in Eukaryota, Fungi, Ascomycota, Eurotiomycetes, Eurotiales, Aspergillaceae.